CGGGCCGCGCGCUCGGCGCUUAGCUCGCGCGGACGCUCGUGGAUGCGAUGGGAUAAAGCGGAGGAGGCGGGUGGCGGCGCUCAGUACGUCCUCAGCUGCAGUCGCGAGCACUCCAGCAAGCAGCAGCAGCAUCACGAUGGUUUACAGCGGAGGGGUGUUUCUGGCCGCCCUGGCGGCGGCGUGCCUCGCGGGAAGCGUCUCAGGUUCGAUCUACUACUACCCGUCCUCCUCGCCCGCGCCCUAUACCCCGUACCGGUACUCGUACUACAGAGCCUUAGGCAUGGCCUCCAACUCCGACCCCUGCUACCCGAACCCCUGCGGCCGCAACGCCCAGUGCCGUGAGGUGAACGCCCGGCCCGUGUGCUCGUGCCUGCCCGGCCACCAGGGCAACCCGCUCACCUACUGCCAGCGCGGCGAGUGCCAGGACAGCAGCGACUGCCCGCACAACCGCAAGUGCCAGAACUACGAGUGCGUGGACGCGUGCGCCGGCACCUGCGGCAUCAACGCGCACUGCGAGGUGCGCAACCACAUCCCCGUGUGCUCGUGCCCGCCCCAGCACACCGGCGACCCCAUCAGCAGCUGCCGCCGCAUGGACCCGCAGGAGCUGUGCACGGCCACGACGUGCGGCGCGCACACGCGCUGCGACGUGAUCAACCUCGUGCCGACGUGCUCGUGCCUGCCGGGCUACAAGGGGUCGCCGCUCAACGGCUGCCACCACGAGUGCGAGGCCGACGCCGACUGCGGCCGCGGCCAGCAGUGCCGCGACUUCACCUGCCAGGUCGCCUGCACGUCCGGCACCUGCGGCGACAACGCCAACUGCGAGGUGCGCAACCACCGCGCCGUGUGCUCGUGCCCGGCCGGCUACCUGGGCGACCCCUACACGUCGUGCCGCGCCGAGUGCCUGAGCCACGGCGACUGCCCCCGCGACCGGCCGUCCUGCGUGGCGGCGCGCUGCACCAACCCCUGCCUGGGCGUGUGCGGCAUCAACGCCGACUGCAAGGUGCGCGACGCCACGGCCAUCUGCAGCUGCCCCAGGGACAUGACCGGCGACCCCUUCGUCUCCUGCAGGCCCUUCGAGAAGCGUGACCUGUGCGACCCCAACCCUUGCGGCGAGAACGCCCAGUGCCAGCCGGGCUACGACCGGUCGGGCAAGGACCGUCCCGUGUGCACGUGCCUGCCGGGCUACAAGGGCGACCCGCUGUCCUACUGCCGGCGAGGCGAGUGCUCGUCCUCGUCCGACUGCGGCAGCCACCAGGCCUGCCUCAACUACGAGUGCCGGGACGCGUGCGCCGGCCAGUGCGGCGUCAACGCCGACUGCCGCGCCCGCGACCACGUGGCCGUGUGCACGUGCCCGCCGGGCUUCACCGGGGACGCCGUCAGCCAGUGCACCGCGCUGCCGCAGGCCCGCGGCGCCGACUCGUACGUGAGCGGCAGGAGCGGCGGCUACUUCCGCUACGGCCGCUACUACUACUAGGAGCCGAGCAAAACGAUGCGACUCCUUGCGCCAUGAGCGGCUGCAAAACGACCUGCUCAGCCCGCUCUUCGCUUAGAAGGGCGAGUGCGCUGAGCUGAGACCAACACACUCGCGGCAUGAACGAACACUGAGGCGUGCUAGUGAGAGCCGACGACCGCGGCGGGGGACGAAGCAAUCCGUUCUCAGGCCAAUGCGGAACUUUAAAAAAAGAAACUGUUUCCUAAUUUAUUUUUCAGUUUCCCCUCCCAACGUUUUCUUCAGAAUUUAACUGCUCCAAAUUUUCUCACGUUUCUUUGACUGCACUGUAACAUAUUAAUGACCAUUCUCUCCAGUCGAGACAGAAGUGCCAUGUUACCCUAAAGUCAUCGUCAAAAACAGAAUGAAAUUCUAUUUUGUACCGACCGAUUAUUUAAAGUGACUUGCGAUGGCACUCAAUAAAAUGUUGUGUUAUAA
Molecule: messenger RNA, 1927 nt
Organism: Frankliniella occidentalis (western flower thrips)
Lineage: Eukaryota; Metazoa; Arthropoda; Insecta; Thysanoptera; Thripidae
Gene: aspr
Product: delta and Notch-like epidermal growth factor-related receptor
Exons: 5
Coding region: 137-1474 (445 amino acids)
Source: RefSeq, a predicted model, not a curated record